Molecule: messenger RNA, 1346 nt
Organism: Salvia miltiorrhiza (redroot sage)
Lineage: Eukaryota; Viridiplantae; Streptophyta; Magnoliopsida; Lamiales; Lamiaceae
Product: 60S ribosomal protein L18a-like
Exons: 6
Coding region: 221-1165 (314 amino acids)
Biological process (GO): translation
Cellular component (GO): cytosolic large ribosomal subunit; ribosome
Molecular function (GO): structural constituent of ribosome
Source: RefSeq, a predicted model, not a curated record
AGUGCGUGUUUGUGUGGAAAGAAAAAUGAAAAUAAAAAUUGAUAAAUAAAUGAAAUAAAGAGGCGGCCACCUCAGAAUAACGCGGCAAAGGGUAAGGCGCCAGCAGCCUUUCGGAGUCGGAAUCAAUCAAAUCUCAAUCGAUCGACGACACCACCAAUUUCCGGGAGCCGGAACCCUAGCACCGCGAUCCCAUCACCGCUUUCGUCUAAUUCCGGCAACAAUGAGCGAAGAAGGCGGAGGAAAGAACCCAGGCGUCUCGGCCGCCGCCGCCGCCCAAUCUUCGCCGCCGCCGCCGAAUUAUUACUACGGCACUUUUCAAGGCGUGGCUAACUAUCAGCCCCAGCCUCUGCCGCCCGAUUAUUCGGUGGUGGGUAUCCCUCAGCCUGCGCCGCCUCCCGCCAUCUCUGGCUCGCUGCCGCGUUACUAUCCACAGGGAUAUCACACCGUUACCGGUCAUGUUGUUGCUCAUGGACGACCUUUUAGGGAGGAACGGCUCCCCUGUUGUGGUGUUGGACUUGGAUGGCUCUUGUUCAUUACUGGCUUCUUUCUCGGUGCAAUCCCCUGGUACAUAGGAGCUUUUCUACUGCUAUGCGUUCGUAUGGAUUACAGGGAGAAGCCUGGGCUCGUUGCGUGUGCCAUAGCUUUCCAUCAGUACCAGGUGGUGGGGAGAGCUCUGCCGACGGAGACGGAGGAGCACCCGAAGAUCUACCGCAUGAAGCUCUGGGCCACAAAUGAAGUCCGCGCUAAGUCCAAAUUCUGGUAUUUCUUGAGGAAGCUCAAGAAGGUGAAAAAGAGCAACGGGCAGGUUCUUGCUAUCAAUGAGAUUUUUGAGAAAAACCCUACAACCAUCAAGAACUACGGGAUCUGGUUGAGAUACCAGAGCAGAACCGGGUACCACAACAUGUACAAAGAGUACCGUGACACCACUCUGAACGGCGGUGUUGAGCAGAUGUACACUGAGAUGGCCUCCCGCCACAGGGUGCGCAGCCACUGCAUCCAAAUCAUCAAGACGGCCACUGUCCCGGCCAAGCUUUGCAAGAGGGAGAGCACCAAGCAAUUCCAUGAUUCCAAGAUCAAGUUUCCCUUGGUGUACAAGAAGGUUAGACCACCAUCUAGGAAGCUCAAGACCACAUACAAAGCAACCAGGCCCAACUUGUUUAUGUAAACUGUAUUGGGUCAUUUCUUGUUGGGGGAAAUAACUAUAUUUCUAUUUUAAUCCAGAGAGAAAGUGAGCGACAAUUUUCUUAAUUAGUGUUUUCUAUCUCAAUUCCUUUACAUGUUCUGUUUUGCUUACAUUGAGACAGAUUAUUAGCAAUGGUUUUAUUUUUGUUUGCUUUGGAAGUUUA